Molecule: messenger RNA, 3339 nt
Organism: Rhopilema esculentum
Lineage: Eukaryota; Metazoa; Cnidaria; Scyphozoa; Rhizostomeae; Rhizostomatidae
Product: leucine-rich repeat and WD repeat-containing protein 1
Molecular function (GO): protein binding
Source: RefSeq, a predicted model, not a curated record
GUAGGCACAAUAAACGAGCACGUGAAAACAAUCUGAAGUCGUAGGCCCCCGGAGAAGACAUGGAGCCAGGUAUGGAGGAAGGGAAUGAAGCAUUUUGUCCAAAAGACGCAUUGGAUCUUUGCGAUUGCAAGGAUUAUGAGUCGCUGGAAAGCAUUAAUGUAAAGAAUCGAGGUAUCAAAAGGCUUUCAGAUGACUUUUUUUCUACAUUGGGAAACUUAAAGGAGAUUGACUUGAGUGGCAAUGACCUGCACGCUUUACCACUUACAAGGAAUUGUGAAAAUUUGCUGAAAAUAGACAUUUCUCACAAUAAACUACAGUCCAUCAAUGAAAUAAUUUUCUUUAACAAGCUAGAGCAUCUUGAUAUUUCAGGAAAUGAUCACAUACAGGUAUCUGAUAGAUACAAAUUGGUAUCUACACUAUCAGCAUUAAAAACUCUUGAUGGAAAAGAUAUUGGACUAAUGCGAGAAGCAAUUGGAAGACUUGAUGCAAUGCUUGCAAGCAAGCUAAAAGAAAUGCUGAGGUCUGCAGAAAUAAAAAAGCUUUACAUGCAUGUGAAUCUCAGUGAUGAAAAGGAGGUCAAGGAAGCAGAGGCUGCAGUUUUAAUAACAGUCAAGAAAAAAAUUACUUGUGGCCCAGAAGUUCUUAAAAGUUAUCGAGACUUCAAGCUUGACGCCUUUAUUCAGUCAGAACUACCUGAUACCAUUAGAAAGCAACAGGACUCUGCAAAUGGAAACAAAGAGAACGGUGGGAGCAUUUCGCAAGGCAAAAGAACAAGUGUAGAAAAAGAUGGACUCAAGGAAAAGAAGCGAAAAAAUGCCGAAUGCCAGGUUGACCAGGUUGGUGCAGGUAGCGAUGGCUCAAAGUAUAUCCUGAAAUACCUUCUUCAAACGCAUUCUAUGAACAACGACCCAAAAGAUUGGGAUACCAAAGUCUGGAUGUGUGAAUUUGAACCCGAUGUUAAUAACCCAGGUGAGACGACUGGAAUAUGUGCAACUUGUGGGGGAGAUUCUGUUUGCUUCAUUGAUUGCAACACAGGACAAGUUCUAAAAAAAUAUAAACAACCUCAAGAAGUUUUUUACUGCUUGGCAUGGACAGUCGUAGAAAAAUCAGACGAAUCAUCGGGCAAGUUGGUGAAGGCAAGCAUGCUGGCUGUUGCAGGGCUUCACGGUGAUAUAAAACUGAUCGAUCCACAGCAGUUGAUUUGCUAUCAAGAGGUUUCACACCACAAAAAGGCGAUCGAUGCUCUUGUUUUUCAUCCCAUCCACCCUACGUGGUUGUUCAGUGGCUCUGAGGACAAAACAAUUAUCUUAUGGGACAUAAAUAUACCCAGCUCACCUGCUUUGGCUGUUAAAAAACUGCUGACUCUGAAAUCAAGCAACAUCGUUCGCCAAAUUGUCGUCAUACCCCAUGGACGCAUUAUGGUUGGUUCGUGUGAUGAUGGCUGUUAUGUGUGGAAUAUUGACAAUGUCGAUGAGCAUCAAACCAGGUCCGCUGUUUUCAAAUUCAUAUUCCCAGGAGAAAGGCGGUUGCCUGUCGAUUCCGUUAGCUGUAUAUCAAACACCAUUGUAGCAACUAAACGCAUCGAAGAGGGCCAAUGUCAGCUUUGGUAUUCAGUCUCGGAAUUCACUCAAAAUGACGUCAUUAUUUCGCAUGUACUUCCGUGGAGAGUCACAGAUACGCCAUUUUUGAAGUUCAACUUUAUUUCGAGCGCAAACAAGUUGUUAGCGGGUGAUGAUGAGGGGUUUGUGUGGCUCUACGAUUUGUCCAAAAUUCAUGGACAAUUGCCAGAUCCUGAAGAAAGGGACAGGAAAGGCCCCCUUGAACUUCGGCACUCGAAGUGCUUGCGAUGCUCCAAUCAGCUGGCAAGACUUUUUAAUCACGUGUCUGCUGGCCAACAAAUGAAGUUUAUUGUAGCAGUAUCUGAUACAAAUGUCGUCGCAAUUUGGAAACGAGACCAAGCCUCGCGCUCAUGAAAAAGGAAAAACAUUUGCCUGCACUGAAGAUAUGUGGGUAAUUUCAAAUGAAAUCGUCAUAACUGAAUGUAAUAUUGUACCUUAACCUAUCAGAUUUUCAGGGAGUUGAGCUUACUUUUUUGACGUAAUUCAGAUAUUGAACAAUGCCAAUUUUGUCCUCAACUAUGCCAAUAUUUUAGGGUACAGAUACUGUGAUAGAACUUAAGAAGUUGGGUAAAACAUAUUUUUUGCCCCCUCUGGUUCAGUUCCAGAGCCCCGGCAAGCAAACCUCUCCAUGACCUUUUUUCUGGGAACCAUGACCUUUUUUCUUGGAACCAUGACCUUUUUUCUGGGAACCAUGACCUUUUUUCUUGGAACCAUGACCUUUUUUCUUGGAACCAUGACCUUUUUUCUUGGAACCAUGACCUUUUUUCUGGGAACCAUGAGAUUCCAAAGCCAAUGAUAAUUUUCAGAGCUAUAUGUUUUGUUGACUAAUUUUGUUAAAAAUUUGAGUAUCUCUCAAAUAGUUUUAAUUACCUGCUGUAAAUUAUAUCAACUUCCCAUAUUUUGUACACUUUUUUUACUUCUGAGCUAACACGGUGCUUGAUAAAGUCGAAAUUUGUUUCAGGGUUUUGUUAGAUUAUUUAGAUUAUUUUUUAACCAGAAGAUUGUUUUAAAAAGUAUUUAGAAGAAAUGUUUAUAGUUGUGUGAGUACCGUUUUAUUAGUGAUUUUUGCUUUGUAACGAACAGCGUCCUCGACCUUUCUUUCCCCAUGUUUCAAGACGUUGAAGGAUUUGUAAAUAUUGCUUUAUUAGAAAAAGGAAAGGGCUAGUUUGUGACAUAUUAUCAAGUUUUGGUAUAUUUUCUUUAUGUAAAUCACAAAUCAAAAGAGUGUGCCUGAAUAAAUCUUUGUGCCUUGAGUCCGUCCGCAGGCUCUCCGAACCACAGCAUCAUAUCUUGCCUUCUAACAGCGCCCUAGUUCCCACUGCCUUACUGUGGCUUACUUGCCCUUCUCUUUUCAUGUUAUCUUUAUGUACCAGCCAAUGAUCUCGCACUUUGCAACAUUAACCGCCCCCAUCCCCUCCCCCCCCCUCUAUCACAAUCCUAUUCACACCACACAAUCCUCAAAUUCUGAUAACAUAAUUUUAACUGUAGAUUUUAAGCUUUCCAUAUUUUAUCAGUUGGAUUUAUAAGUUAUAUUUUGGAAUGCGUGGGACAAAUUCCUUUUAGCUAAGAACUUAAAUUGUUUCUUUUUUCUGUCAUUUUUUCCACAGUGUACUUCGGCGUUAAUUGUACAAUUAUGUAGAUAGCGUUUUAGUCUUGUGUUUAAUAUCGUCCUUAUUUUACGAUAAGUUGUAGAUGCGGAUAUUUGUGUUCAAGUUGACAA